AUGUUGCUGGGGCACGUGGCCAGCAGCGCUUCCACCAUGCUGUCGCUGACAACCGCUGGGUUAGCAGGCCAAGGUGCCCUUGGCGGGCCUUCGCCGCGCCCGGGCUCCGCCCGCUCGGCGCGCUCGGUGAAGUCCACUGCUAUGGAUGACCCCAACGCCCUUUGGAGGCUGACAAGGCGACUGCAGUAUCGUGCCCGGCCCUCCCGCGCCCUGGAGGACCUGAGGAGAGUCCGAGUGCUGCUGGAUGUGGAUGACGGGCCUUUGCCAUUCGGAGUUCAGUCUCUGGAGAGCACUUCGCCGGAGGAGUUUGAGGAAGCGUCGGCAGCCGCCAAAGAGCGGCGCCUGCUGCUCGCGGGUUUGGUCCUGGCGGCGGCAGACCUCGCCUUCCUCGCACUGCCGCAACGCCUGCACCAGGCAUGGGCGGAGCUGGCGGCCGACGAGCGGGAGUUGGGCAUGGCGGCCCGUCAGUGGCUGCGUGGCCUGGCCGAGACGUUGGCGAUUCCAUUGUACGACACCUUGCGCACAUUGGAGGAGUUGACUCAUGGCCGUGGGCCAUCCAACCGACAGCCGCUGGCUGUGCCUUUGCACCAUCUUCGAGACAAUGCGCGCCACUGGACAAAACACAUGCUGGCACCGCAGUCCAAACGACGCUCUCUCAGGUCGUCAGUGGCUGAAAGCCAAACCAGCCUUAGGGACUUCCUGGUCAAAAGCUCGGGAGACUUGGAGCGGGACGUGCUGCGGGCGGAGUCUACGACUUUGCCCAAGGGCGCACAGGUGCCGCCGCCUCCGAUGCCGGACCUCCCGGGGCAGAUCAACGAGGUGGCGACUUGGGAUAGCGACACCUCCAGAGGUUGGGACUCGUCCUCCAACGCUGAUCUUUGGGCGUGA
This is a messenger RNA of Effrenium voratum, 888 nucleotides long. Lineage: Eukaryota; Dinophyceae; Suessiales; Symbiodiniaceae. The record is from the annotation of a GenBank genome assembly.